UGGCGUGCGGCCGACGAUCAGCCAGGUCGUCAGGUAUGGGCCAAUGAAGAUAAGGUUGUAUUUUUUUUUCGCGAUUACGGUAACUGAGCGCAGUGUCGGCGCCACGACGAUAGUCCAUUCGUACGUCCGCCGGCAGCCCGGCUCGCACGUCUGUCGCAGUUGGCUCGAUACACGCUGCCGCGUUAUCACUACUCUACCAUCAAUGGUGUUUGUGGAUAUCAUUACAGAACUUCGGCAACAGAACCAGUAUUGGGCGAAACAUCACUGCCAGAAUGGACAAAGAUCACGCUUUAGAGGAAAUGAUGGGGAAGCUGGGAGACUUCGGGCGGUACCAAUGCUUCCAAUUCGUGCUGCAUAUUCUCGCAGCAUUGACUGCCGGCAUGCAUAUGCUCUCCUUGGUCACAAUUGCUGCCGUACCGGAACAUAGGUGCGCCUUACAUGGAGUGGAUAUGGGAAAUUUUACAGAAUUAUGGAAUUCAUCAUUAGUAUUGAGCGCUAUACCGCUAAACGAACAUGGGAAAUUAGAUUCUUGUAAGAUGUACGGAGAAAAUAAAACUCUCGAAGAAUGCAACUCCUGGGUAUAUGAUACGCAAUAUUAUACAUCAUCUCGCGGUAUAGAGUGGAAUUUAGUCUGCAGUAGGCGCUGGAUGGGUGCGACAGCACAAACCGCUUAUAUGUUUGGUGUCGUAGUGGGCUCUCUUGUUCUUGGUAGAUUAUCUGAUAAGUUUGGACGAAAAACAGCUUACGUGUGGGCUGGUGUUUUACAGCUUGUAUUUGGCAUAUCUGUUGCAUUCUCGACAGACUAUUAUACAUUUAUUGUAUUACGUUUUCUGUAUGGAAUCUUUGGAUCAGGCUCAUAUAUAGCUGGAUUCGUAUUAACAAUGGAACUAGUAGGUCCAAGCAAGCGCACAAUAUGUGGCGUAGUCUUUCAAAUUAUGUUUGCGGUGGGAAUUAUGUUGCUGGCCGCUUGGGGAUAUCUAAUAGACAAUAGAUUCUACUUGCAAAUCUUAUACGCUUUACACGCAGCAAUAUUGCUUCCUCAUUGGAUUUUAAUGGAUGAAUCCCCGCGGUGGCUCUGGUCCCAAGGUCGCGCACGUGAAUCUGUCUCCAUUGUAGAAAAAGCAUUAAAAAUGAAUAGAUCAAAUGAAACAUUAGAUACUCCUGCAUUAGUGUCACACUGUAAAGCAACAUGUGCAAAAUACACCGAUGAACAUUCUGCUGGUACUAUAGAUCUCUUGAAAACGCCUAAUAUGUUGAAGAAAACUUUGAUAAUAUGUGGUUGUUGGUUUGCUAAUUCUGUAGUGUAUUAUGGUUUAUCCCUUAACACAGGAAAACUAAAUGGAAAUCCUUACUUCAUAAUUUUUUUAAUGGGUAUAGUGGAACUUCCGAGUUAUGUUAUAAUAAUGUAUUUUUUAGAUAGAGUUGGCCACAGAGCAUUAAUUAGUACAAUGAUGUUAUUAGGUGGGCUCUCGUGUUUAAUAGUGGUUGCGUUGCCUCAUGGAUCUUCCUCUACUACUGGUGUGGUAAUGGUAGGGAAACUUUUUAUAUCUGGUUCAUAUUCUAUCAUUUAUAAAUACUCGGCCGAACUUUUUCCUACUGUGGUUCGUAGUUCAGGAGUAGGACUUGGAAGUAUGUGCGCUAGCGUGUCAGGCGCACUUACUCCUCUAAUUAGUUUACUCGACACACUAAAUCCUAAAAUUCCUACCAUCAUAUUUGGAUUUUUAGCAUUAAUAUCAGGAUUUUCUACAUUUUUAUUGCCGGAAACAAUAGGGAGAAAUCUUCCGCAAUCUCUUGAGGAUGGAGAAAAAUUUGGAGUCGGUGAUACAUGUUUCACGAAUUGCAGGGGUCGUCGAAUGAGUAAUGAAUCAAUUGAUCUGCCAGAAACAAUGGUACCACUGGAAACAAUUGAAAAAAAUUAUGAUGUAAAAGUCAAGGUACCCAAGUAAUAAGUGUGCAAAUAUAAGUAGUACACUGUACACUAUGAAAACAUGUAAGCAAGGUUAUAAUCAUAAAAUUUAUAUAAAGUUUUAUAUAUUUACAAUCUCGAUUGUCAAUAUAAUUUUAAUCUAUUUUUUGUUAAGUGAAUAUUUUUCUAUUUUAUUUUAUUUUUUUAAAUAACUUUAUUGACCAAAAUAAAAAAAAAGGUGCAAAAGGCGGACUUAAUGCUAGUAGCAUUCUGUACUAGUCAACCUUUACCAGUCAAAUUUUAUUGUUUUUCUGCCAGUUACAUGCACAUGGUAAAUGAAAUUGUAACUAACAAUAAGCGAGAAAAAUAAGUAGGUAGCACUUAAUAAGACUAGGAGAGAAGCAAAGAAAAAUAUUAUAUAGAUAUGUUUAUUCUACAGGACAUAUAAAGUAGGUACAAUUAAUACAGGGAAAAUGUUGUCUUAACACUGUAAUCGUCACUUAGGCACUUAAGUAUGUAAGUACCAUGUUAAUAUUUAAGACCUUAAUAGUAACUGUUAUAAUAUUGUUAAAUUUUAUUAGGUAAUAGAGGAAAAGUUAUUUUACUCCUUACUUCUAAUGGUAAUAUAGUAGAUACCACUUUAUCUUAAUUAACUAGUGUAGUAUAUAGUGUAAGUUUAUGUGAGCAAAUUUUAUAUUUUUCGUGAUACUAGAUAAAUAAAAAUCUAGUCAAGUUUUAUAAAUAGAUUAUAUUUAUAUUAUGACUAUUUCUCAUUACGUUUGAUAUGUAUAAAAUAUCGCAACUGCAAUAAUAUUUUUGAUUUCUUUUUUCUUUCAAGUCAUUACAUUAUGAACAAUAAAACAUCUACAGAUUAUAUUGUAUAAAUUUCUAGUAAACUAAUAUUUUUAACAAUUUCAUGUGUGUAAUGUAUACGUGUUUAAAAAUAUGGGAAUUUAUAAGAAGCUCUAUCUUUCUUUAUAACAUAUUCUAUAUUACGUAUAACAGAGUCUAUAUUAAGUAUUCAUAUACAGGUGAAAUCAAAAUCAUUAGCUUUACGUCUGAUUAACAAUAUAUCCAUGCUACUCUAACUUACUACUAAUAUGCUAUCCUAACAGUUGGACGCGCCGUAGUAUUCAAUUUCACUGAUAAAACGUUCCAUUGAAAGAAUGCUAACGAUUUCCAUUACAGCCUGUAUAAUUAUAUACAUAAUAAAAAUAAAUACAUAUAAAUACAAUAGCCAGAAGGGCAUGAAAAAUAAAAUAAUGGCUAAGCUUAGUCGAUUUCAAAACAAGUAAAUAGACAAAAUGCUCUCAUAUAUCCUUGCAUUGAGACUGACUCACGACAAUUGUAACUCUGUAGGAGAGACCGGGGAUAGUUGAUCAAAUUUUAUCUUGGACAUUAUUGUUUUUUUUUAUUUUAGUGUAGACUAACUAUACCCCGCGGCUUCAGUACAUAAAGUAUUAUAUAUACUAAGUUAGGAUAUAACCUACCUGUGUGCUAAAUUUAAUUUAAAUCAGUUCAGUAAUUUUUGCCUGAAUGAGUAACAAAUAUCCAUCCAUCGUUACAAACUUUCGCAUUUAUAAUAUUAAUAGAAUUAUUGUAAAAACAAGUACAUCUAAUAGGUACACUUAAGCUAAGAAAAUCAAUGACAAAAAUUCUCAAUAAAUCAUGAUAUAGUGUACAAAUUGAUUUCAUAGAAUAUGAUAUAUGAGUCAACCUACCCCAUGCCUGAGGUUGGUUAACUUGUCACUGAGACAUAUAGAAUAGAAGAUACCACAAAUAUUUGUAUUUAGUUUUUAUUUAUUGAAAUAAAUUUAUCAAUUGAAAUAAAUAAACUUUAAAUUUUACAAACAAUCAGAUAUUUAAACAUAUGACAAAUAAAAUACUUAACGUAUUAUUCAUAAAAUAUAUGAAACAAUUCAAUCCUAAGCUUCAAUCAUUUGGUAACAACAGACAUAACUAAUUAUCUAAUGAGGCAACAUUUUGGAAUGUCUAGUUUCUUGCCGUUAAUUAACCAACUCUAUAGUACACCCUCCCGGUCUCCCCUAUACAAAUUACUUAUUUUAGUAGUAAUAAUAAUAGUUUUUUGUAUUGUUUAAACCAUUCAUAAAAAUAAAAUAAAUAAUAUAUAAACAUUA
Galleria mellonella (greater wax moth) is the source of this 4044-nucleotide messenger RNA. RefSeq names its product organic cation transporter protein. Gene Ontology annotation, biological process: transmembrane transport. The coding region runs from base 273 to 1946 and encodes 557 amino acids. The record is from RefSeq and is a predicted model, not a curated record. The transcript is spliced from 3 exons. Lineage: Eukaryota; Metazoa; Arthropoda; Insecta; Lepidoptera; Pyralidae. Gene Ontology annotation, molecular function: transmembrane transporter activity. Gene Ontology annotation, cellular component: membrane.